CUUUUUAUGUCAGAAGCCCACCAUGUUUUCGUUGCUUGAAGCACAAAGUUGGGUGUGAAACCACCCCGGUGCUUGAACAGUUGCAAUCGUACUUUCCAUGCCUUAGUUCAAAGUCAUACUCAUUUUCCGAGUUCCUCCCCUUUGAGCUUCGAACAAACAACGACAAUGACACGAGCUGGCAAGGUAAUCACAGCGCUGCUGCUGUUGCUCAAUGGAGCAGCAGCGAAGACUGGGUAUGUUCGUGGUUUAGACCGUAAGCGCCACCACAACCGUGGAAGAGCACUCAAGAGUAGUAUGUCGACGAUGUCAUCCAUGUCAAUGAUGUCCUCGACAAUGUCAACCAUGUCUUCCAAGUCAAUGUCCACGAUGUCGUCGAAAUCCAUGUCGACUUCCAUGUCCAUGAUCAGCAAGUCGAUGACAUCCAAAUCCAUGAUGUCCAAGUCCGGAUCGUCCAUGACCAUGGCCUCGGCGGCAGGACCCGACCCAACACCGAAUCCUACCAGGAGCCCGACUGGUACGCCAACACCAGAGCCUACCGCUGCCACUACAACAGCAGCCCCAAUUGGUUCUGGACUUGGUGGUGGCAUCCCUGCAGCCCCAACCCCCGGAGGCGCAGCGGCAAUGGGUCCCGUGGCUGAGGGACGUAUUGCCACCAGUGUCAACAUUACCUACAAGAUUGGUGACAUGGGAGGUGGAGUUGGUGAGAUCCCUGCCGCCCCUACAGCAGCAGAACUCGAAGCCUUGUAUGAGGUUACAAUCGAGUUCUACAAGAUGGUUUUCUCUCAAGGAUUCAACGAAACUUAUGUUGACCUCAUGGCUGGGGAAUUCACGGACUUUGAAGCCCCUGGUGUUGGAUGGAACACCAACUUCCUUGCUGAUGUUGACUUUACGGAGGUGCCAUCUACAGAUGAGGUAGUGGUUGUGAUUGAAAAUGCUGACUACCAAACAUUCAUCCUGCAAAAGGUCAUCCCUGUGGGACCCUUCUUCUCCUUCACUUCAGGUCUCGAUCUUGUUGCCGGUGCAGCCAUUGUGAACAUCACUGAUCCAGCUCCAACCCCUGCUGGUACCCCUGCUAGCCCUGCGCCAACCCCUGGUGGCCCUGCUGUCCCUGCCACCCCUGCCCCAACUGCAACAGCCGGAAAUCCAACUGCUACGCCCACUCGUCGUCCUACCAGGACCCCCACUCGUCGUCCAACCGGUAUGCCGACUCGACGCCCGACCCGAAAUCCCACGCGUCGUCCGACUCCAGAACCAACCAACAGGCCUGCCACACCUGAACCUACCCCCAGACCUCUCCCCAUGACGCUCCCACCACAGCCAAUGCCAGGUGGCGGUAAUCCCACACUUGUUCCAUUGCGUCGUGACCUAUUCUUGGCCGAGGAAGGUAUGCUUGAUGACGACGAUGAAGAAUAUCAAGAGAGCUAAAUAGUUGACAGGAGCAAAGCAAAACCGAGUGAGAACUGGGUUUUGUUUCGAUGGCUGAGUCUACACUGCGUGGAUCUGGGAAACAAAUCGUGAGAAGGAAGGAUGGCUAAAAAAACGUAUGCUUUUCCUUUCGUGGAGAGUGCACUGUUCGAAUUAUAUGGGAUUGGCUUCGGCAAAUAGAAAGAAAGCUUUGUAAGCUGAUAGUGUUUUCGUUGUUACUAUAAGUGCAAUUUUGCUGAU
Seminavis robusta is the source of this 1665-nucleotide messenger RNA. Lineage: Eukaryota; Bacillariophyta; Bacillariophyceae; Naviculales; Naviculaceae. The record is from the annotation of a GenBank genome assembly.